AUGCCUUAUUCUACAGGUUCGAGCGACUCUGGCUAUUGCUUUACACGUAGAUCGUCAAGAUAUAACCCAGGCAGAGAAACGACAACGAGCUCAGACCGUGCAACGAGUGGUGCUAUAACUGACGAUGAUGAACCAUUGCGAUGCCCUCGUCGUGCUGGCAGUACAUUUGUGCGAAUAGCUCGUGGUAAGUCACGGCGUUUUCGCAAGAAGCCCAUAUCACACAGCGACACUAGUUCACGUUCAAGUUGUUCGAGCAGUGACCUUAAUUCGUUGAACGGUGAGGAGGAACGUCGUUAUACUCUGUCAAGUGAAGACAUCAUCAGUAAGAUAUACGUUUACUUUCAAUCGUUGUUAGUGACGAUACAACGGCAGCAGAAAUUUUUUGAAAAGAUCGCUGGAUUGAUGGCUGAUGCGGAUGCUCGAUGGGGGGCUGGUGGAAUGCGGGAGAGCUGGGUAGAUCCUUCCGGUUGCUUCGCACCAUUCGGAUUUGGCGAUCCCUCAAAACCGACUGCAUUUCCUGGAUGUUGGGCUGUUCCUCAUCCAUCUGUGCAUUUAGCGCUGUUGUCGUCCAAUCUUCAAAAUUACCUCGAAUUUCUAUCAUGGUGA
Messenger RNA from Angiostrongylus costaricensis, 606 nucleotides. The record is from the annotation of a GenBank genome assembly. Lineage: Eukaryota; Metazoa; Nematoda; Chromadorea; Rhabditida; Metastrongylidae.